Molecule: messenger RNA, 2609 nt
Organism: Stomoxys calcitrans (stable fly)
Lineage: Eukaryota; Metazoa; Arthropoda; Insecta; Diptera; Muscidae
Gene: f-cup
Product: leucine-rich repeat-containing protein 40
Exons: 11
Coding region: 603-2489 (628 amino acids)
Molecular function (GO): protein binding
Source: RefSeq, a predicted model, not a curated record
UUUAUUUACGAGUAAUUAACGGUGGAGUAACAACGUCCGCACACGGCUAAACGGAUAGCGGGCAGGCGUUUGAUGCAUUUGAUUGAACAAACAUUCGUUUUGUUGGGGGAUGCAGGCCGUAUAAUUGACUUUGAGUGUGUGUGUGUGUUUUUUCAGCUACUAUCGUUGUUGCGUUUGCCGUACGACUAGUCCAAAUCGAAACGUUACCUUUGGAAUGUAGUGAAUUUAAAUAUUUAUUUUAAUGUAUAAAUUAUCCGUGAUAUUUUUCGGCCAUUAGCAACGGGGGAGGCAAGCAGUCCCAUCAUCAGCAAAUCAACGGAACGGCGGCUAAGAAAACGACGACCAAUGACAUCAACUAUAAUUGAUCUUAAUUUUAAGUGUUUUGUGUGUGAAAGUGAAUGAAUGCAAAAAAAAACGAAAUUAACACAGAUAUUUAAAUAACAAAAUUAAUGUGAGGUCAGAGGGAAAACAAAUACGCAGUAACUUAAAACAAUCAUCCUGCUUUUAUACACCACCUAUAAUUUUUGUUGACAUCUAAAGCAAAUACCCGCGAGUGACCUUGUUAACCUUCCCAGGAAUCUUCAACAACUGCUGCAGCUACCAUGCGUCGUCAUUCCCAACGUCCCACAUUGAAAAACCUUAACCCGGUUUUCCAUAAGCGUGAAAAAUCUGAAGAUAAUAGUGUGGUCUCCGAUAAACUGCUCAAAUUGGCCCGAAAAUCUGGAGCUUUAAAUCUUUCUGGAAGGGGGCUGGCCUCUGUACCUGAUAAGGUUUAUGACAUCAAUGCUGGAGACAAAGAUGUCGAGGUGACUUUGGAGUCAUUGGUAGCUAAAGAGGAGGAUGCCUGGUGGAAUCAAUUACCUUUGAAUAAUCUAGACCUAAGUUCAAAUCAACUCGUACAACUAUCGCCUAAAAUAGAAAAUCUUUGUUCAUUGACAACGCUAACGCUCCAUGACAAUGCCUUAACCUCAUUACCCAAAGAAAUCGGAAAGUUGGAAAAACUAUUGCGUGUUAAUUUAAGCCGAAAUCGUUUAAAAGAAUUGCCCAGAGAAUUUUUCACUUUGCCUGACUUGCGUUACCUGAAUUUGUCCCAUAAUCAGUUUGAAGAGCUUAAUCCGGACAUAAGUGAUCUGCAUAUGUUGGAGGUUUUGGAUGUAUCAAAUAAUGAACUAAACUCUUUACCUGGUGGUAUUGGUUUUUUGGUGCGUCUAACAACGCUUUUACUAGCCUAUAAUCAUAUUAAAGAACUUCCACCCGAUUUGGUCAACAUACGUUGUUUACAAAAGCUGGAUUUAAUGCACAAUGAUUUGAUUGCAUUACCCGAGGAUAUGGGCAGUUUGCGCAAACUGCAAUGUUUGUAUGCCCAACACAAUGAUAUACAUGAGCUGCCCAAUUUUGAUGGUUGUGAUUUGCAGGAGUUGCAUGUAUCCAAUAAUUUCAUUGAGAAAAUACCCAAGAAAUUAUGUUCAAAAUUGCCACAUUUGAAAAUUUUCGAUUUACGUGACAACAAAAUCACUGAAAUUCCCGAGGAAAUAGCUUUGCUGCAAAAUCUCACACGCCUAGACAUCUCAAAUAACUCUGUAUCGAAUUUACCCUAUUCGCUGGCCUCCUUGGCCCAUUUGAUAAGUUUACAAGUGGAGGGUAAUCCGAUUAAAUCGAUAAGACGUGACAUAUUGCAGUGUGGAACUGUGCGUAUUUUAAAGACAUUACGUGACCGUCAAGCUGGUCUGGAGACUGCAGCAAAAACUUCAAACUCGUCAUCAUCUCUGGCAGAAAGUGGCAACAUGGGCGCAAAUGGUCUUAAUAGUCCACGACGAGGUUUUAGUUUUGAAGAUGACCAAUCAAUAUUUCCAGAUAGAUAUAAACUCCAUAAGACUCGUUGUCUCACUGUGACCAUGCAACAAUUGACAGAUGUACCCAAAGAAGUUUUCGAAACCGCUUGCAAUGAGCAUGUGAACAUAGUUGACUUAUCGAAAAAUCGUUUCACCACCUUGCCAGAAGGCCUGCAAGAAAUGAAAGAAUGCUGCUCCGAAUUGGUCUUUGCCAAUAACCUGAUUAAUACAGUACCUUCGUUUAUAUCGCAAUUCACCCGUCUAUCGUUGGUAAAUUUAUCUUGCAAUAGCCUACAAGAUUUACCUGAAGAAUUUGGAGUUCUAAUAACACUGAGAGAAUUAAACAUCUCAAACAAUAGAUUUGAACAGUUGCCAAAGUGUAUAUACGAAUUGAAAGGCUUGGAAAUCCUUUUGGCACGCGAUAAUCGCAUAAAAGCGAUUGAUGCUACCAAUGAUGGUCUGGGAGCGCUUAAGCGGUUGGCCACAGUUGAUCUGCGAAAUAAUGACAUUGAGCAUGUACCACCUAUACUGGGAAACUUGAAAAACAUAACAACACUGGAGAUAAUUGGAAAUCCCUUUAAAUUGCCACGCCACCAGACCCUGGAGAGGGGAACCGAAGCCAUCAUGUCCUACUUACGUGAUCGUAUACCAGUUUAAGAGCUUCAACUCUGGACUCCAUCAGCACAAAUCAAACAGGCUUCACAAAAAAGAAAAACAAAUCAUAUUUUUUGUUUACAACAUUUAUUUAGAAUAAAAUAUACUUUUUUUUUAAUGUAA